AUGGACGUUGAUAUUGCGCCCCAGUUCGGCGCUGAACUCAAGGAUGGCUUCAAGAAUGUAAAUGCUUGGGUCUCCGGCGGCAUCUCCUGGCUAGAUGACAUUCAGCAAUUCUACCGAGAACGAAGCGCCAUAGAGAAGGAGUAUUCGGCGAAGCUGAGCGCACUAGCCAAAAAGUACUACGAGAAAAAGGCAAAGAAGCAGAGCAGCUUGAGUGUUGGCGACAACCCCACGGUUACUCCCGGCUCUCUGGAAAGCGCUUCCAUGACCACAUGGGGAGUCCAGUUGAGCACUCUUGAAUCUCGCGCAGCCGAACAUGAACAAUUCGCCGGCGCCCUCAUUACACAACUGGCUGACCCCCUCAAGGUCCUUGGAACAAGGACCGAAGAAUUGCGCAAACUUCACGGAGACUACGCAGCCAAGUUGGAAAAGGAACGGGAUAACCAAUACGCAGAGUUGCGCAAACAAAAGGGCAAAUACGACAGCGUUUGCCAGGAGGUCGAGAGCCGGCGCAAGAAGGUUGACACUGCGUUCGACCAUGGCAAAGCAAAGGCUCGUAAUGCAUUUGAGCAACAGCAAGUCGAAAUGCGCAAUGUCAAGAAUACUUAUCUGAUUAGCAUUAAUGUGACCAACAAGCAAAAGGAGAUGUACUACCAUGAGUAUGUCCCUGAGCUACUAGACAGCCUGCAAGAUCUUUCAGAAACACGAGUCCAUAAGUUAAAUACUAUAUGGUCGCUUGCCGCAGAGAUCGAGACCCAAACGCUUACCCGAAGUACGGAGUAUAUGAAGCAUCUGGCUGGUGAGAUUCCGCGCAACAACCCCUUACUUGACUCUAUGAUGUUUGUGCGACACAAUGCCGGUUCAUGGCAAGAGCCAGGCGAUUUCCAAUUCGAGCCCAGCCCUGUCUGGUUAGACGACGCCAAUAUCGCUGUCGACGAGUCCGCGACUGUAUUCUUGCGCAACGUACUUACAAAGUCAAAAUCUUCAUUGGGAGAGCAUAAGCGGGAGCUCGAGAAAAAGCGCAAGGAGGUAGAGAAUGCUAAAGCAGUACGACAAAAAGUAAGAGAAGGAAAGGAUAAGAGAGACGAGGUGGAAAUUGUUCGCGCCAUUUUUGCGAUACAGGAAGCAAUGCAUGAAGUUGAGCGCCAGAAAGUCAGCGCUGAAGUUGAAGUUUCUACAAUUACCUCCGUUGUGGGUGAUCUUAGCAUUGGCGCAAGAAACCACAACUUCAAAUCUCAAACAUUCAAGAUACCCACAAAUUGCGACCUCUGCGGAGAUCGGAUAUGGGGUCUAUCUGCAAAAGGCUUCGAUUGUAAAGACUGUGGUUACACAUGCCAUAGCAAGUGCGAGAUGAAGGUCCCUGCAGACUGCCCUGGAGAGCAGACCAAAGAAGCGAAGAAGAAACUGAAGGAUGAACGACAGAAGGCUGCACACACUGUAACCGCAACGAAUGGUACCGCAACGGGCUCGGGCGCAGAGAUGCCUCGUCUAGGAAGAAGCGAUACAGUGAAUUCGAUGAACACACUGAGCUCUGGCUACUCAGCAACGGCACAGCGAUCGAUAGCCGGAGGAGCCAUGUCGCCAACCGUCGAAGAAACCCCCCCACCUCCGGAAAAGAAAGCACCAGCGCCAGCACCAGGUCCUAGGAGGAACCGGAUAGUCGCACCUCCACCUGCUCAGUACAUCAAGGCUGACGACGACAUCCCGACUCCCACAUCAAAAUCUGCUGAGCCAAAGGGCAGAAUGCUGUAUGCUUACCAAGAAAACGGCGCUGGCGAGGUGACCGUGUCUGAGGGCACUGAUGUUACUAUAUUAGAACCUGAUGACGGAUCUGGAUGGAUCAAGGUUCGCGCUGGCUUCAAGGAAGGCCUUGUACCUGCAGCAUAUGUGGAGAUAAUAGCAGCAACUCCGCCCACUACAGCCUCGACAUUCUCGUCAGCGCGCCCAGACUCGACAUACUCUGCAUCUUCUGCGUCGACAUCAAAUUUGAAUUCGGCCGCUCCUGUUAAGAAGAAGGGCCCAGCUGUAGCGCCAAAACGUGGCGCAAAGAAGCUCAAAUACGUCGAAGCACUAUACGAUUACACUGCGCAAACCGACGUGGAGCAUUCCAUGGCAGAAGGAGACCGUUUCGUGCUCAUUAAUAUGGACGCUGGGGACGGAUGGGCAGAUGUAGAAAAAGAUGGAGUUGUACGCAGUGUUCCAGCAAAUUAUAUUCAUCUAGUUUAG
Molecule: messenger RNA, 2223 nt
Organism: Bipolaris oryzae ATCC 44560
Lineage: Eukaryota; Fungi; Ascomycota; Dothideomycetes; Pleosporales; Pleosporaceae
Exons: 7
Coding region: 1-2223 (740 amino acids)
Biological process (GO): regulation of actin filament polymerization
Molecular function (GO): protein binding
Source: RefSeq, a predicted model, not a curated record